AUGAUCGGUAAAAUGUAUAUACCGGAUGCCGUUUUGGCCACUAGAGACGAAAACAAGGUUGAACUUACAAAAAUGAUGAAGAUAAUUCUUGCCGCUGCCGUCGGCAGUCCGAGGGGUAAAGAAGUUAUCGAGAAGAUCAUGACGCUUCAAAAAUCAAUCCAACAAAUCGUUAUGAUGUCGAUAAAAGAAUUGGACGACACGAAAGUCAGUUUAACAGCGGAGCCAAUCGAAUUAUUUGACGUUGCGUUAUUUGAAAAUUCAAACGCAUCUGAAGUUAGCGGAAGCCCAAAGGUGCUGCAGGCCGACCUCAACGAGGCGAUGGAGAAGUGCGAGGAGCUAGAAAAUCAGGUUUCCGCCUUGCAGAAAGAAAAGCAUCACAUUCUCCAGGAAAAUGAAUCUCUGAAGGCCAAAGUUUUUGGCAAAGUUGAAGUUUAUGAAGAAGACGAGUAG
Messenger RNA from Soboliphyme baturini, 450 nucleotides. The record is from the annotation of a GenBank genome assembly. Lineage: Eukaryota; Metazoa; Nematoda; Enoplea; Dioctophymatida; Soboliphymatidae.